This is a messenger RNA of Dendrobium catenatum, 2136 nucleotides long. RefSeq names its product CBS domain-containing protein CBSCBSPB3. The transcript is spliced from 14 exons. Gene Ontology annotation, molecular function: protein binding. Lineage: Eukaryota; Viridiplantae; Streptophyta; Magnoliopsida; Asparagales; Orchidaceae. The record is from RefSeq and is a predicted model, not a curated record. Bases 257 to 1897 code for a protein of 546 amino acids.
GACAGUUUGAAACCUGAACUCACCAGCUUGCAACGAAGGUGUGGUGAGGAGGAAACGACGUAGGCGAUGGCGCGAGCGCGAGCGCGAGACGAAAAGAAGCCCUUCUCCCUCCGCACAGAAUAAUUUCUCCUAUCUCGACCUCGUCCACUCUUAUGACCUGUCUCUCUCACCUUUCUCGGCCGAGCUACGUAGCCGAAUAAAGGAAAUUUGUAUCAUAUCUCGGAGGUAAUUGUGGGAAGAACCCUAAUCCGUGGUCAUGAACGCCAAUCUGAUCCCUCCACCGCCGAGGAAGAACGGCCUUGCCACACGCCACGGACCGUCGUCGGCGAAGAAGGGUACACCCUCGGAGAAUGGCGGCAGCACGACGCCUGCUAAUGGGAGCAUCUCCAAGCCGUCAUCCCCUAAGAAAACUCCUAAUGAGAGGACUGUGAAGAAGCUUAGGCUUUCGAAAGCCCUUACCAUACCAGAGGGAACAACGGUUUCCGACGCUUGCAAGAGAAUGGCUGCCCGGAGAGUCGAUGCUGUUCUUCUCACGGACGCGAAUGGGCUUCUAUCUGGAAUAGUUACCGAUAAGGACAUUUCAACGAGGGUAGUAGCAGAUCAACUGAGGCCCAAUCAGACUGUUGUAUCGAAGAUUAUGACUAAAAAUCCACUGUUUGUGAUGGCCAACACACUUGCAAUCGAAGCACUGCAGAAGAUGGUCCAAGGGAAAUUUAGGCAUCUUCCUGUUGUUGAAAACAGCGAAGUUAUUGCUAUGUUAGACAUCACAAAAUGUCUGUAUGACGCUAUAUCAAGAAUGGAAAAGGCUGCUGAGCAGGGUAGUGCCAUAGCAGCUGCUGUGGAAGGGGUCGAGCGCCAGUGGGGUAGUAAUUUUUCAGCUCCUUCUGCUUUCAUAGAAACUCUUCGGGAAAGAAUGUUUAAACCUUCUUUGUCAACUAUUGUCACUGAGAACUCAAAAGUUGCAGUUGUAUCUCCUUCUGACCCUGUUAUUGUUGCUGCCAAAAAGAUGCGUGAAUUUCGAGUUAAUUCGGUGAUUGCGGUUACAGAAAACAAGCCUCAGGGAAUCCUUACAUCAAAGGAUGUUCUUAUGCGAGUGGUUGCACAAGACCUUCCUCCUGAACUAACUUUGGUAGAGAAGGUAAUGACUACAAACCCAGAAUGUGCCACACUGGACACUACAAUUCUUGAUGCUCUUCAUAAGAUGCAUGAUGGGAAAUUCCUUCACCUUCCGGUGUUGGAUAGAGACGGACAGAUUGUGACUUGCUUGGAUGUUUUGCAAAUAACUCAUGCUGCGAUUUCCAUGGUUGAGGGAAGUUCUGAUACGGCAAAUGAAAUGGCAAACACUAUGAUGCAGAAGUUUUGGGAUUCCACGCUUGCUCUUGAGCCAGCUGAUGAGGAGUUUGAUACACAAAGUGAACUAUCUGGUAUGAUGGCAUCCGAGCAUACAGAUACUGGAAGAUCGAUGUAUCCUCCUGUUGCAGGGAAUUCAUUUUCCUAUAAGUUUGAGGACCAGAAGGGACAAAUGCAUAGAUUCAAUUGUGGUACCGAGAGUCUAGCUGAGCUUGUUGCUACUGUAUUGCAGAGAAUGGGGCUUGGCGAUGAUAAUAAAGAUGAUAUUCAACUGUUGUAUGAAGAUGAUGAACGUGACAAAAUUUUACUCACAGCAGAUGUUGAUCUUGUUGGAGCUGUUAGCCAAGCCAGAUUAGCUGGUUGGAAGGUUCUAAGAUUGCAUAUUGAAAGCAGGAGAACCAAAACUGAAGCAGCAAAGCCUGCUUUAAAUGCAGAAGUGUUGCAAACAAGUGAAUGGGCAUCCUCCUUCAAAUCUGGCAUUUUUGCAAGCGCAGUUGUACUAACUGGCAUUGGAAUAAUGGUAUACUUACGAAGGUCCAGGGUAUGAUCUAUACAAUAUAUCAGCACAUAAAAGGCAAAGCCCGUAUGAUAUGCAAUUCAAAUAUGGAGAUACAUUAGUUUUCUUGAUCAACUAGAGCUCCAUCACUAUGAAAUUAGAAUGGCACAUAUGGUCGGCAUCUACAAAGGAUUUUUUACACUAUAACAUGAUUACAAUAUCUGCUGUAUAAGGCCAUCUCCAACCCAAAAACUCAAUUUUAACUCCAAAAUACAGUAACUUUACUUCAA